GGGUCCGAGGCCCCGCCCAAGAUGCGGAAUCAGAAGCUCAGAGAGGUGAAAUGACCUCACUGAGGCCGCACAGCUCCUAAUUUGGGCUGUGACUGAAUUGGAAAGCUGGAGUGUCUGGGUCCAAAUCCGUGCCAAGUUCCGGGAAACAGCAGGAGGGGAAAGUUAACAGGCCACUGGAGCGACGGGCUAUUUGGAAGUGAAACACGGCAGAAGGGGAAGCAGAGAGUGAGGGCCAGGCUCCGCCGGGUCUGAUGGCCGGCAGACAGCUGUAUCUGUACCCAGUGCUGAAUUUCUUCUGUGUGGGGCUGCUGAUGGUGGAGACGGUGUCUGGGACCAGGGGCCCAUUUAUAGGGGCCCACAUCGGCUCCCAGUUUUCAGCCUCAGGUGUGAACCAGACCCCCAUGGAAGACUGUCGUGAUGUGUGUGGCCUGAAUGUCUCUGACCGCUGUCCCUUCAUCCGGACCACCCCUGACUGCCACAGCGAAGGGGGUUACCUGAACUACCUCGAAGGCGUCUUCUGCUACUUCCCACCUGACCUCCUCCCUCUGGCUGUCACCCUCUAUGCUUUCUGGCUGCUUUACCUGUUUCUGAUUCUGGGAGUCACCGCAGCAAAGUUUUUCUGCCCUAACUUGUCAGCCAUCUCCACCUUGCUCAAGCUGUCCCACAAUGUGGCUGGCGUCACCUUCCUGGCAUUCGGGAACGGCGCGCCCGAUAUCUUCAGCGCCUUGGUGGCUUUCUCGGAUCCGCGCACGGCCGGCCUGGCCUUUGGGGCGCUGUUUGGCGCGGGCGUGCUGGUCACCACCGUGGUGGCCGGUGGCAUCGCCAUCCUGCGCCCCUUUACAGCCGCCUCCAGGCCCUUCCUCAGAGACAUCAUUUUCUACAUGGUGGCUGUGUUCCUGACCUUCACCGCACUCUACCUCGGCAGGGUCACUCUGGCAUGGGCCCUGGGUUACCUGGGCUUGUAUGUGUUCUAUGUGAUCACUGUGGUUCUCUGCACCUGGAUCUACCGAUGGCAGCGGAGUAGGUCCCUGGUCUACUCCAUGCCUGGCACUCCAGAAAUGCUCUCAGAUUCUGAGGAGGAGCCCGUGUCUUCCAACAGCUAUGACUACAGUGAAGAGUACCGACCACUGCUCUUCUAUCAGGAGACCACGGCUCAGAUCCUGGCCCAUGCCCUUAACCCCCUGGAUUACAGGAAGUGGAGGAUCAAGUCAGUGUCUUGGAGGGCCCUCAAGGUGUUCAAGCUGCCCGUGGAGUUCCUGCUGCUUCUCACCGUCCCUGUUGUGGACCCCGACAAAGAGGACGGGAACUGGAAACGGCCCCUCAACUGCCUGCACCUGGUCACCAGCCCGCUGGUCUUGGUCCUGACCCUACAGUCGGGGGCCUAUGGCGUCUAUGAGAUAGGUGGCCUCCUUCCUGUCUGGGCCAUCGUGGUGAUUGUGGGCACGGCCGUGGCUGCGGUGACCUUUUUUGCCACAUCCAACAGCGAGCCCCCCAGGCUUCACUGGCUCUUUGCUUUUCUGGGUUUCCUGACCAGCGCCCUGUGGAUCAACGCAGCGGCCACAGAGGUGGUGAACAUCCUGCGGACCCUGGGAGUGGUCUUCCGGCUGAGCAACACUGUCCUGGGGCUCACGCUGCUGGCCUGGGGGAACAGCAUUGGAGAUGCCUUCUCAGAUUUCACGCUGGCCCGCCAGGGUUACCCGCGGAUGGCAUUCUCAGCCUGUUUCGGAGGCAUCAUCUUGAAUCUGCUGGUGGGAGUGGGGCUGGGCUGUCUGCUCCAGAUCUCCAGGAACCCCACAGCAGAGGUGAAGCUGGAGCCAGAUGGACUGUUGGUGUGGGUCCUAGCGGGCGCCCUGGGCCUCAGCCUCGUCUGCUCCCUGGUCUCGGUCCCGCUGCAGUGCUUCCAGCUGAACAGAGUCUACGGCUUCUGCCUGCUCCUCUUCUAUGGGAGCUUCCUCGUGGUGGCCCUGCUGACGGAAUUUGGGGUGAUUCGCUUGAAAAGUGUUUGAGUGCCGCCUUGCACCUGGGGCCGCCUGGUGGCCAGGAGGUGUCACUGCAGGCGGC
This is a messenger RNA of Enhydra lutris kenyoni (northern sea otter), 2061 nucleotides long. Its product is annotated as solute carrier family 8 member B1. The coding region runs from base 252 to 2006 and encodes 584 amino acids. NCBI's taxonomy places the organism in Eukaryota, Metazoa, Chordata, Mammalia, Carnivora, Mustelidae. Gene Ontology annotation, molecular function: calcium:sodium antiporter activity. The record is from RefSeq and is a predicted model, not a curated record. The transcript is spliced from 17 exons. Gene Ontology annotation, biological process: calcium export from the mitochondrion; intracellular calcium ion homeostasis. Gene Ontology annotation, cellular component: membrane.